Messenger RNA from Caenorhabditis bovis, 975 nucleotides. The record is from the annotation of a GenBank genome assembly. Lineage: Eukaryota; Metazoa; Nematoda; Chromadorea; Rhabditida; Rhabditidae.
AUGUCUAACGGAGUCAAGGAAGAAAAUAAUGUUCAGCAAGGAGAUGAUGGUGUCAUCCUUGAGCCAGAAAACUUGCGAAAGAUUUUCGUCGGAGGACUUACUUCGAAUACUUCCGAUGAGAUGAUGAAGGAGUUUUACUCACAGUAUGGCAACAUUACUGACAUUAUUGUCAUGAGAGAUCCAGCCACCAAAAGAUCGCGAGGUUUCGGAUUUGUUACCUUUUCGAGCAAGGCCGAGGUUGAUGCGUGCAUGAAAGGAAGACCUCAUACUAUUGAUGGAAAAGUUGUUGACCCCAAGCGUGCUGUUCCACGCGAUGACAAAAACAGAAGCGAGUCGAACGUGUCCACCAAGCGACUGUACGUCAGCGGAGUUCGAGAAGACCACACCGAGGACAUGUUUACGGAAUACUUCAGCAAAUACGGAAAUGUGACAAAGUCGGAAAUUAUUCUUGACAAGACCACCCAGAAGCCACGAGGAUUUGGAUUUGUUACAUUCGACGAUCAUGAUGCUGUUGACCAGUGCGUUCUCCAAAAGUCUCAUAUGAUAAAUGGACACCGAUGCGACGUCCGUAAAGGAUUGAGCAAGGAAGAAAUGAGCAAAGCGCAGAUGAGCAGAGACCGCGAAGGUCGCGGCGGUAGAUCUCGCGACGCUGGACGAGGCGGAUAUGGCGGUGGCUACAAUGCUGGAGGCCCAGGAAUGGGACGAGGCGGACCAAACAGUUGGGGAGGACCAGCCAAUGGUGGAUACGGAGGUAGAGCUGCAGGAUACCAAAAUGCUGGAUGGGGAGAUCAAGGAGGCUGGGGAGGACCUCAACAAGGCGGAUGGGGCGGUCAGCAGCAAGGAGGAUGGGGUGGACCUCAACAGCAAGGUGGCUGGGGAGGACCCCAGCAGCAAGGCGGUUGGGGAGGACCUCAACAACAAGGAGGCUGGGGUGGUCCACAACAGGGAGGACAAUGGGGACAGGGCCGCUACUAA